UGAUGAACCAUCAUAGGCAAAGAUCGUAUGUAGGCUCAUUAAAUUUGAAGUCCAAAGUCACAGGAGCUUUAACAAAACUCCAGAAGAAAAAGAUGGCACCCAAAAGUGCCAAUUCCACUAAGAGAUUAAAUAGACUGAAGAAAUCAAUUUAAACCUAAAAUUAAUUCAAUUGACAUGGGUCUGCACAUUGAACCCCAAAUGAACAACAAAAUAUCUAAAUAAAAUCAGAAAUGCUAUGAUAGACUGCCAAAACAUCUCUCAGGGCCAAAAUCUAAUUCCAACCAAUAUAAAAACCUCCAAAACCACUAAAUCUCACUCUAAAAUCAAUUUCAGACAAAAUUCCAAAAACUCAAAAUCUCCAUCUAAAAAUAUCUCCAGAGACAUCAGCCUCGAAAAUAUCCAAUCAAUUAACACCUCUGAAUAUCCUAGUUUCAGCCAAGAAGACCCUAAUAUCCUUCCCAACACUUCUCAUUUACACGCCCAGCUCCAUUCUAUCCCUCAAAGAAUUUUCGAAACCGGCUUACGGCUUCAAGACCAAGCCAAGCUUGCCAAAAUUCUACUCCAGCCUGCCUCUGGGCUAUCAGUAGAGUUGAAAUAAAGACUUGGCUCAGAACGAUGCAGAACAAAUCUACAAAAUCCAGCACAAAAGAGUCAUGGACGAGCACCACAGUGAGUUCUUCCAGUCAGUCGCUUUGUGUCACUACUCUUUGCCCAGCUCACACAGGGCAGAAGCAGCUGCUUCUUCACGAUUAGGCAAGCCUGGCCUUGGAAUAGCAGAAGAAUCUGUCAAGGAUCAGAGAGAGUGUAAUUUUAGAGCAGGAAGAAGACAUAAGGGUGAUGGUAAGAGUCCAUGUGAGGAGGAUUACUCAACUACAAAUCCAAUAAAGCCACGUACAAAAUCUUGUUCUACUAACCGUUCGCUCAGAAACGCCCAGGCUCACACAAAGAUCAUCCAAUCUUACUUAAAGAAAGGCAGGAAAGCUUCGCAAGUAUUUAAGGAAAUGAGUCUCCAAGAACUGAUGAAGCACCAGAGAGGCCUGGUCAAUAUUGUCCAAAGCAAUAAGCAAUUUGGGUCUUCCAUUGGUCCGACAAAGAAAGAAUAUGAAAGUUUGUUCCAAGAACCUAAUUCCUUCUAUGAAUAAAACAAAAUACUUCAGAACUAUUCCGUAAGAAAUGGAGACAAGA
This is a messenger RNA of Moneuplotes crassus, 1185 nucleotides long. NCBI's taxonomy places the organism in Eukaryota, Ciliophora, Spirotrichea, Euplotida, Euplotidae. The record is from the annotation of a GenBank genome assembly.